Messenger RNA from Cajanus cajan (pigeon pea), 1740 nucleotides. Its product is annotated as anthocyanidin 3-O-glucosyltransferase 5. The record is from RefSeq and is a predicted model, not a curated record. NCBI's taxonomy places the organism in Eukaryota, Viridiplantae, Streptophyta, Magnoliopsida, Fabales, Fabaceae. Gene Ontology annotation, molecular function: UDP-glycosyltransferase activity.
UAUGGAUCUUGUUGUUGCAAGUUGAACCAAAGACCUGACAGCUAUCUUUCUUUUAUAUAUAGGACUUACUAGCUAUCAUAUCCAGUACCAAACAACCCACGCACUGCGUAACAUAGCUUAAACUAGUAGUUCUGAAAUUUUGCUUGAUGGAGCAACACAAUCCAACACAUGUGGUUCUUGUUUCAAGCCCAGGUUUGGGGCAUAUCAUUCCAAUGAUUGAGCUGGCGAAGCGCUUCGUCCUUCAACACAACUUCAAAGCCACCGUCCUCGCCGUCACUUCCCAAACCUCAACCGCCGAAAAGCAGAUUCUGAACUCAGCCCUCACACCCUCCCUCUGCCACGUCAUCGACAUCCCUUCCCCCGACAUCAGCAACCUCGUCCAACCAAACGACCGCAUGGUCACGCGCCUCUGCGUCAUGAUGCGCGAAGCCAAACCCGCCAUAAAAAGUUUCCUUUCCAAAACUACCCCUCGCCCUUCCGCACUCAUUGUCGACAUCUUCUCCACCGAGUCCAUUCCCCUAGCUAGAGAACUCAACAUUCUCAGCUACGUCUACGUGGCGUCACACGCUUGGUUCGCAGCCUUGGUCCUGUAUUCCCCUUUGCUCGACGUGCAGAUAGAAGGAGAAUACGUUCACCAAAAAGAACCGCUCAAAAUCCCCGGUUGCAACCCGGUUCGACCGGAUGAGGUGGUGCACCCCAUGCUGGACCGGAGCAACAGAGAGUACAAAGAGUUUCUCACAACAGGAGGCGGAAUCCCGCUAAGCGACGGCGUUUUGAUUAACACGUGGGAGGAGCUUCAGCGUGAAACGCUCCAGGCGUUGAGAGAGGGAGGUUUGUUGAGCGAAGCGCUCAACAUGAGGAUCCCAAUCUACGCUGUUGGACCUCUCGUGAGGCAACCCGAGUCAGAAACGAGUUCCGUGACUCACUCGUUGCUGACGUGGCUCGAUGAGCAACCGACCGAGUCGGUCGUCUACGUCUCGUUCGGCAGCGGCGGAACGAUGUCGUGUGAGCAGAUGACGGAGCUGGCGUGGGGGUUGGAGUUGAGUGAGCGGAGAUUUAUUUGGGUGGCGCGCGCGCCCACGGAAGAAGCUGUGGACGCGGCGUUUUUCACCACCGGGAGUAACGCUGGUGAUGAGGUGGCCAAGUAUUUGCCGGAAGGGUUUCUGUCCCGGACGCGCGGAUUGGGCCUGUUGGUCCCGGAGUGGGCCCAACAAGCGAAUAUACUGAAGCAUGGUUCUGUUGGGGGUUUUGUGUCGCACUGUGGGUGGGGUUCGACGCUUGAGAGCUUGACGAACGGUGUUCCGUUGGUGGCGUGGCCGCUGUACGCGGAGCAGAGGAUGAACGCGACGCUGCUGGCUGAGGAGUUGGGCCUGGCGGUGCGGCCCAAGGUGUUGCCCUCUAAGAAGGUGGUGGGGAGGGAGGAGAUAGCGCGUACGGUGAGAGAGGUUAUUCCCGAUGACCAAAGUUUGACGAGCAAUAGUGUUAGAGAGAGAGUGAAAGAGAUGCAACAGAGCGCACUGAAUGCUCUGUCCGAGGAUGGUUCGUCUUAUGUUGCGUUGUCGCACGUGGCGAAAACAAUUGAAAGAGGGUGUGGAAAAUUUGAUGCAGCAUUCUAAAGAAAUACAAGACUAGGAGUGAUUAUUCUAUGUAAUAUUAAUAAGCAUAUAAGUAAGUUCUUGUUACCUCUUUAUUUUAAUAUUUUGAGUUGUGCGAAUUGAAUUUCUCAAUAUCUUUUAAUUA